This is a messenger RNA of Microtus ochrogaster (prairie vole), 2400 nucleotides long. RefSeq names its product protein kinase C alpha (gene Prkca). The transcript is spliced from 14 exons. Gene Ontology annotation, molecular function: diacylglycerol-dependent serine/threonine kinase activity; ATP binding; zinc ion binding. Gene Ontology annotation, biological process: protein phosphorylation. The record is from RefSeq and is a predicted model, not a curated record. NCBI's taxonomy places the organism in Eukaryota, Metazoa, Chordata, Mammalia, Rodentia, Cricetidae. Bases 1 to 1629 code for a protein of 542 amino acids.
AUGCAGUACGACAUUUGCUGUUUCGUGGUUCACAAGAGGUGCCAUGAGUUUGUUACUUUCUCUUGCCCGGGUGCAGACAAGGGGCCCGACACUGAUGACCCCAGGAGCAAGCACAAGUUCAAGAUCCACACUUACGGAAGCCCCACCUUCUGUGACCACUGUGGCUCCCUGCUAUAUGGACUCAUCCACCAAGGGAUGAAGUGCGACACCUGCGACAUGAAUGUUCACAAGCAGUGCGUGAUCAACGUCCCCAGCCUCUGCGGAAUGGAUCACACAGAGAAGAGGGGGCGGAUUUAUCUGAAGGCCGAGGUCACCGAUGAAAAGCUCCACGUCACGGUACGAGAUGCAAAAAAUCUAAUCCCCAUGGAUCCGAAUGGGCUCUCAGAUCCUUACGUGAAGCUGAAACUCAUCCCUGACCCCAAGAAUGAAAGCAAACAGAAAACCAAGACCAUCCGCUCCACACUAAACCCUCAGUGGAACGAAUCCUUCACAUUCAAGUUAAAGCCUUCAGACAAAGACCGGCGACUGUCUGUAGAAAUCUGGGACUGGGAUCGAACGACACGGAAUGACUUCAUGGGUUCCCUUUCCUUUGGUGUCUCAGAGCUGAUGAAGAUGCCAGCCAGUGGAUGGUACAAAUUGCUCAACCAAGAAGAAGGUGAAUACUACAACGUGCCCAUCCCAGAAGGAGACGAAGAAGGCAAUGUGGAGCUCAGGCAGAAGUUUGAGAAAGCCAAGCUCGGCCCUGCUGGUAACAAAGUCAUCAGCCCGUCCGAAGACAGGAAGCAGCCAUCCAACAACCUUGACAGAGUGAAACUCACAGACUUCAAUUUCCUCAUGGUGCUGGGGAAGGGGAGUUUUGGGAAGGUGAUGCUCGCUGACAGAAAGGGAACAGAGGAGCUGUACGCCAUCAAAAUCCUGAAGAAGGACGUGGUGAUCCAGGAUGAUGACGUGGAGUGCACCAUGGUGGAGAAGCGGGUGCUGGCGCUGCUCGACAAGCCCCCAUUCCUGACGCAGCUGCACUCCUGUUUCCAGACAGUGGACCGGUUAUACUUCGUCAUGGAAUAUGUCAACGGUGGGGACCUCAUGUACCACAUUCAGCAAGUAGGGAAAUUUAAGGAGCCACAAGCAGUACAGAUAAUCGCUUACCAGCCAUAUGGAAAAUCCGUGGAUUGGUGGGCAUACGGUGUGCUGCUGUACGAGAUGCUAGCCGGGCAGCCCCCGUUUGAUGGAGAAGAUGAGGACGAACUGUUUCAGUCUAUAAUGGAGCACAAUGUGUCCUACCCCAAAUCCUUGUCCAAGGAGGCCGUUUCCAUCUGCAAAGGACUUAUGACCAAACACCCCGCCAAGCGACUGGGCUGCGGGCCUGAGGGAGAGAGGGAUGUCAGGGAGCAUGCCUUCUUCAGGAGGAUCGACUGGGAAAAACUGGAGAACAGAGAGAUCCAGCCACCGUUCAAGCCCAAAGUGUGCGGCAAAGGAGCAGAAAACUUUGACAAGUUCUUCACACGAGGGCAGCCCGUCUUAACACCGCCAGAUCAACUGGUCAUCGCUAACAUAGACCAGUCUGAUUUUGAAGGGUUCUCAUAUGUCAACCCCCAGUUUGUGCACCCAAUCUUGCAAAGCGCAGUAUGAAAUCCACAAACCAGAGAUCAAAUGCCUCCCCAUCCCCCAGCCUCCCCAGCAGUGGGAAAUGUUCCUUAACCCUAAAAAUUUAAGGCUAUGGCCUUGUUUGUUAUUCCACACAGAGGCCUGAAAAUUCUAAGGACAUUAGUCCGUAAGUGAUCAACUUUUCAGGCUCUCUCUCUCUCUCUCUCUCUCUCUCUCUCUCUCUCUCUCUCUCUCUCUCUCUCCUCUUCUCUUUUACAACCAAGAACAUUAUCUUAGUGGAUGAUGACAUAUGCACAGAGUCCAGCUUAAUUAUGCGGAAGCACAUCUGGCUCUAAGUUAAUUUUUCCUAGAAACAAAGAGAUUUGUACCCCUUCCCUUUUUUGGUAUGAUCUGAUAGAUUCUCCACCCCCUCCAUCUUUGGAUUUUCUUCAUCAGGAUCCCUCAACCAGAGGUAGUAAAGUGAACGUGCUCCAGCUGAAGGGCUGGAAGCACCUCGACCCAAGAUGUCUUUGGAAGGAAAGAGCAGGAAGCCCAAAGAGUAAUCAAAGAGAGGUUGGGGGGUGUAGAACCUCCAAGACCCCAUUGCUUCUGUUCUCUGCUUCAGUGGAAACAGUCCCUAGAACCUGAGAGGGCAGAAUGAACCUAAUCACCGUCCCCAAACGUCACAGCGCAACCAUAGUGCAGCAGUUUAAGAACGGAAGAAAACUUCAGACGAAUAUUCAUUGAAUCUCUCAUCUGGGUUGCCCUACUUGGUUGGUAACUAUCUUGAUGACUCAUUCUUUUUUUUUUUUUUUU